CGUUGAACUUGAUCCACAUUAGUGAUAAACAUGACAUGACGGAAAACAAACGCAUCAAUCGUGAACCCUUCUUUCUUAGCCAGAGGUUUCCGUUUUCGCUUUCAUUGCUUCAUCGCAAUUACUUUACUUGGCUCCAGAAUCCUCUCCAUCAGCAGCUAAGCAUUUCUGAAAUCUUCAAAACUUUCGUAGGGGUUCCCGAUAACAACUCGCCUCUUCUACCCUCUGUAAUGGCGAUGAGAGGUGUCGAUUUCAAGUGGUACGAUGGGUUCUUCUUGUCGAUGCUUGCAACUAGUGUAAUCAUUGUAGCUAUCAAUUGGAAGAAAUACCAUACUUGCCAUUACCCCUUGCAUAUAUGGAUUGUGGUUGAUUACACCACCGUCUUUAUCUUCCGCGUCUUAAUGUUUGUUGACAAUGGUCUUGCUGCUGCCCUUGGCUUGGAUUUUGGAAGUCAACAACGGAACAUUGGGUUUUGUGGGAGAGUGGUGGUGCUCUCUAUCCUAUCUCUUUUGCUCUAUCCAUCUCUGUGGGCUUGGACUGUAAUCGGUACAAUAUGGUUUACAAGGGCAAAAAGCUGUUUACCUGAAGAAGGCCAAAAAUGGGGUUUCCUCAUUUGGCUGAUAUUCAGCUACUCUGGCCUCCUCUGCAUUGCUUGCAUCUGUGUCGGAAAGUGGUUGGCGCGAAGACAGGUGCACGUGUUACGUGCUCAGCAGGGAAUCCCGAGCUCAGAGUUCGGGAUUUUAGUUGACAUGAUUAGGGUUCCUGACUGGGCAUUUGAAGCCGCGGGCCAAGAGAUGAGAGGCAUAAGUCAAGAUGCUGCUGCUGCAUACCAUCCUGGACUUUACUUGACUCCUGCUCAGACUGAAGCCGUGGAGGCACUCAUACAAGAACUUCCAAAGUUCAGGUUAAAAGCCGUCCCAGAUGAUUGCGGUGAAUGCUUAAUCUGCUUAGAGGAGUUCCAUAUUGGACAUGAGGUUAGAGGUUUACCUUGCGCCCAUAAUUUCCAUGUGGAGUGCAUAGACCAGUGGCUGCGUUUGAACGUGAAAUGUCCUCGGUGCCGGUGCUCAGUCUUUCCAGACCUCGAUCUCAGCGCAUUAUCCAAUCUCCAGAGCUCAUCAACACAACAGCCCCCACAGGGGAACACGGAAACAACAGAAGCUCGGUAUGAGGGUCCAUUUUAAAAUAUCACACAUGAAAGAAGUCAUAACUUCUCUUUUAAUAUAGUAGAUUAGAAAAUAUAAAAUGAUCAAAAGCAAAUUGUCAAUGUCUUAUAUUUUGUCACUUAGGACAAUCAUCUUUGGAACUCAAUAGAUAUUUCCUUUUGUUAGAUUUUCUCGUUACUAUUUUUGAUGAAAAGUUGUUUUUCAGUAUAA
Molecule: messenger RNA, 1370 nt
Organism: Brassica napus (rape)
Lineage: Eukaryota; Viridiplantae; Streptophyta; Magnoliopsida; Brassicales; Brassicaceae
Product: E3 ubiquitin-protein ligase SIS3
Exons: 10
Coding region: 36-1178 (380 amino acids)
Biological process (GO): sugar mediated signaling pathway
Molecular function (GO): ubiquitin-protein transferase activity
Source: RefSeq, a predicted model, not a curated record